CCCAGCAGCGAAGGCCGAGGUUUCCGUGCUUGGAUGCCCACAGUUAGACCCCCUGCCCGUGCUUCAGUCACCGCCAUUAAAGCUGCUGGACACUGCAGAUGAGCGGGCUACUUCAGGUGCCUAGGCUGUACAAGCCCAGCACUGAGGAUGCUCGUUGGCAGCGUCUGUGUGUCUAAGUCCUCGUCCUGGGGAGGCGAAGAGCAGUGGGCUCAGAGAGCGAGGCUGGCUGUGCAGAGGUUGCCUGUGCAGCUCACUGUCAAGCUGAGCCUGGCAGAGUCUGUGCCCUACCUUGAGAGCCCACUGUCUCCUCUGGAGUUUCAUCGGGAAUGGGUAUGUCCAAACAGGCCCUGCAUCAUUCGCAACGCCUUCGAUCACUGGCCAGCUCUGAAGAAGUGGACGCUGCCCUACCUCAGGGAGGUAAUGGGCUCCAAGGCGGUGAGUGUGGCUGUAACACCAAAUGGCUAUGCCGAUGCAGUUUAUCAAGACCGGUUUGUUAUGCCAGAAGAGCGACACAUACCUUUCAGCAGCUUCUUGGACAUCGUGGAGAAGAAAGUUACAUUGCCUGGUGUCUUCUAUGUGCAGAAGCAGUGUUCAAACCUAAUUGAGGAGUUCCCUGAGCUCUUGGGUGAUGUGGAGCCUGACAUACCGUGGAUGAGUGAGACACUAGGAAAAAAGCCUGAUGCUGUGAAUUUCUGGCUUGGGGAGUCUGGUGCUGUGACAUCCUUACAUAAAGAUCACUAUGAGAACUUGUACUGUGUGAUCUCUGGAGAGAAGCACUUUCUACUGCAUCCACCCAGUGAUCGUCCCUUCAUCCCAUAUGAAUUCUACCUCCCAGCAACGUACCACAUAUCAGAAAAUGGCUCAUUUCAGGUUGUAGAUAAAGAGGCUGUGGACAAGGUACCAUGGAUUCCAGUGGAUCCUUUAAAUCCAGAUCUGAAACGAUACCCAGAGUAUGCCCAGGCAAAGCCUUUGCAUUGCAUAGUAAAAGCUGGUGAAAUGUUGUACCUCCCUUCGCUCUGGUUCCAUCAUGUUCAGCAGUCGCAUGGCUGUAUAGCAGUGAAUUACUGGUAUGACAUGGAAUAUGACCUGAAGUACAGCUAUUAUCAACUACUAGAUUCUCUCUCAGAGGCUGUGAAACUGGUGUAACAGAGAAAGGAGACUUGGGGCUCAUAACUUUUCUGUCUGAUAUAAU
This is a messenger RNA of Alligator sinensis (Chinese alligator), 1192 nucleotides long. It is a transcript of the gene JMJD7, whose product is annotated as jumonji domain containing 7. NCBI's taxonomy places the organism in Eukaryota, Metazoa, Chordata, Crocodylia, Alligatoridae. The record is from RefSeq and is a predicted model, not a curated record. Bases 148 to 1146 code for a protein of 332 amino acids. Gene Ontology annotation, molecular function: 2-oxoglutarate-dependent dioxygenase activity. The transcript is spliced from 8 exons.